UGGACGUAUGUAGGGCACGGAUUAAGCUGCGACCCGCCAGCCGUAUCACCGAAUGUCGAGCGUGCGUUACUGUUCGCUUUACGCCCAAAUCUCUGUCAAGUGCUUGAAUCGAGGGCCGAAUGCAUAGUUGAAAAUAAAGGUUUGUGGUCGCAGAAUUGGACUUUUUCUCAAGUAUCCAAAACCAUGGAUGCUCCGGUAAUGGGAGAUUUACUGCCAGGCGGGUAUCAUCGGUUUGAUCUAAAUAAAACGACGUGGGAAGUACCUCUCCGUUACCAGAGACUAUCGGCUGUAGGCGCAGGAGCCUAUGGAUCUGUGUGCUCGGCCCUCGACACCAAGACCGGCACUAGCGUUGCCAUUAAGAAGCUUUCUCGUCCGUUCCAGUCUGCAAUACAUGCCAAGAGGACUUACCGAGAGUUGCGAUUGCUUCAACACAUGGACCAUGAGAAUAUAAUCAGUUUACUUGACGUGUUUUGCCGCGGAGAUUCACUGGAGACCUUCCGCGAUGUAUACAUGGUGACGCAUCUCAUGGGAGCUGAUCUCAACGGAAUCACCAAAUCACAGCGACUUUCUGAUGAGCACGUGCAGUUUCUUGUCUAUCAGAUCUUACGAGGGCUCAAGUAUAUCCACUCUGUAGGUGUGAUCCAUCGAGAUUUGAAGCCCAGCAAUCUGGCUGUUAAUGAAGACUGUGAACUCAGGAUACUUGACUUUGGACUUGCUCGUCAAGCAGACGAUGAGAUGACAGGUUAUGUAGCAACGAGAUGGUACCGAGCACCAGAGAUCAUGCUCAACUGGAUGCAUUAUACCAACACGGUGGACAUGUGGUCUGUGGGCUGCAUCAUGGCAGAACUGCUGACUGGGAAAACGCUCUUCCCCGGAACAGAUCAUAUUGAUCAGUUGAAUCGCAUCAUGGCUGUAACUGGGACACCAGACGCUGAAAUUCUCGCUAAAAUCCAGAGUGAAGACGCUCGGAACUUUGUCAAGUCCCAGCCCAAGAAGAAGAAGAUAAAUUUUUCUGAGUAUUUUACGGGGGCCAACAAGCAUGCCGUGGAUCUGUUGGAAAGAAUGCUUCAGUUGGACGUGGACAAGCGCAUCACGGCCGAAGAGGCACUCAGACAUCCCUAUGUCUCCAAAUACCACGAUGAGAGUGAUGAACCAACUGGCGAACGAUUUGAUGACUCCUUUGAGCCACAGGAUUUGUCCGUACAAGAGUGGAGAGUGCUCAUAUUUGAGUUGAUCCACGCUUUUCAGCAACGGUGAGGGCCAGUUUUUCCACCCACAAGAUAGAACACCUGCCCCUCUCCUCCACCUCCGACAGACAACCGGUGGCAUUACUCGUGAUGGUAGCAUCUCUCAUUGAUUGCCCCUGACAACUCUUCUUAAUAACUGUUCUAACUAAAUGCAACGUUAGCCAGUCACCCAGACAGCUUUUUGGGGGAGUGGUUCUUAUUUCUGACAAAUUUAGCAACUAGCAAUACAAAUAGAGUUUUGGUUUGUUGCGUAUUUGACCCCUAUUCCAAAUAUCAAAGUUUACUUAAAUACAAGAUGGUUGACAUGCUCAGAAUCCCAUCCAAUGAUCUAAAGCCAAAGUUGGCAAAACGCACUGCCAUCUUUCUGCCUGGAGGCACUGUCUUGUAAGUAACUGUUGGACUUGGAAAAUGGACUCAACUGCUGUUGGAUUCAUGGAUUGUUCUGAGGCACAUUAAAUGAGUAGAGAGCUGGAAAUCUGUUGUGACAUCAUGUAGCAAUUGAUACAUGCAUAUUCAUGAUCUGACGUGUAUAUUCAUGAUCAAUACAUGUAUAUUAAUGAUUUGUACAUUGAUAUGUACUCCAGGGUAUGCUUGUCAUUUCUCCAUAGUAUACACGUGUACUUUAAGUGGAAGUUCUUCUCUUCAUGAAGUGUUGCCACCGGUUUGCAAACAUGUGGGCCUAAGCUAACAGCAGUGAUGCUGGUUUCAGAAAAAGUGCAUUUACCAUCCAUAAGUCAAGUAUGUCCAAGAACUGGGUCCUUAUUUGUAUACAGAGAUUGAAAAAUAAUCAUUGUUUGUUUGGAAAGAAUUGUUACUUCGUAUGUAGUACAUGUACAUAGUGCUCUUGAUAAGGAAAACAAUUUGUAUACUCUGCAAAAAUGUUUAGAAGUGUGUCAGAGACAGGCUUGGGAUGUUCAACUUUUCUUUUCAAGAACUGCAGAAAAUAUUCUGACUUGCAAGCAUUACAGAACGGGUUUCCCCACUGUGUGACUGUACUUGCUGUUCAAAAUGCUGUUUGUCUGUGAGCCAGGUUGAGCAUGUGGCCUGUCAAUCAUGAAACAAGUUUCCAGAUGAAUACUUUGGUUGGUGUACAUGUGUAUAGGUGGGUUACAGGUGCAAAUACAUGCAGUCAAACAGGUUGACCAUACAUGAGUGGUGUUGUCCUAUAAAGCACACAUACAUGUGUGUUUGGUAAAUUCAGGUUUAGAGAAUUAUUAAAAUUACCUAUUACUAAAAAUCUCCAAGGAAAGUUAAGUGGAAAGUAUACCUCAGAAACCUGUAAAAAAAAAGCUCCUUUCAAGCUCUUCACUUUGAGUUCUUAUCCCUGAUGCCCUUGGUGUUACUUUUGUAGAGAUCUGUUUGUUAUUUCACUUCUGGAAGAGUUUUUCCUCCGAUGUUAAGCUUGCUUUUGCUGAGCUCACUGCUUAAUAGUCUCUGUGAAGUUGACAGAGGCUCUCUCAGCAGAAGAUUGGCUAUUAAAUCUGUGCAUUAUUUGGACCCUGUACUUGUGAACACUACUGCUUUGACAUCGAUUUAGGCGUUUCGUGUACAGUGUAAGGAUUCUCCUUAACUGUCAGGAGUUUAGCCCAUAGAGGUUGUGCGUGGUUGCCAUUAGUGCAGUAAGAGCUUUUAUUUGACAUGCAUACACAUGAGUAGACCUUUUGUGCUAUCCCUCCGCAACAAAAGCAGUUCCGGUAAAGAUGGCUGCCGUGCACAGCCUUUAGAUUGCUGUUCAGUUCAUUGCUGUUUUUGUGUGCAUGUCCAAUUGGUCAUGACCUCACCCUCGUGAAUAUGGAAAUUUAGAUAAAGUCACAAGUUGAUAGACAAACCCUUAAAAUGGCAAUAACAGAUAAAAAGCAAUGCUUUGUUGAACACUAGUGUAUGACUAGAAUGAUUUUUUUUACCAUGAAGGCUUUUUAAAACUUAGUUUCUCCAAUCUUUAAUACACACUAGAGGGUUUGAAAAUUGUCACAAGGGCCUCAUUUUCCACUACAAAACUGUGAGCAUAUUAUGCAUUUUCAGACAAUCAAAAUCUUUCAACAGUAUUGCUGUGAGUGUAAAUUCAGUAAAAAGCAAGACUGAAACUGUAAGUACAUAUGUAAUUCAGUUUUUAAGUUUAUACAUGUACAUUAGAAAGUACAAUUUCAUAUAUAUCAUGGCUUCAGUGCUUGUAACUCAUAAAUUGGAACUGUUCUGAUGUGUGUGACCAAACUAAAAAUCAAGGCUGCGUUAUCAGAAUUAAUUUGCACCUAAGCAGUUUGAUUUACUUAAAUUGUUGACACUUAUGGUGUUUUUAGUUCUUCUGUUGGAACUGACUUGGUUUUUACUUGUCCGGACAUGAUGAGAGGCAAGCUACAAUGUACACGUACCAAGCCUUUACAGCACACAGUGGCUGUUUUCUUUGUUCAGGAAACUUCUCUUUUUGUGGGUAUCGGUGAAUUUUAAUCAGAGAAACCAACUCCAGAGCCCAACUUCUUUGAAUCUUUGUACCGGGCCAUUUUUGCAAUUGAAAGUAGUUUUUGGUUGUAACCCAAACUGUUUGUGUAACUUGGUCAUUGCUUGGAAAAAGAGAUGUGUCUUGUGUAGGAGAAUAUGGAAAAAAAAAACACUGCUACUGUUUUUAGGAUUGAUCAGUAAUGGCGAUGUGACAAGUUGGAUUGAAAAAAUAUUACAUUAAAGCUAACCAUCGUAAUGGGCAGAUUUGCAUUUUUUGUACAGUUGUUUUAGCACUCUACUUAGGUGUAGCCAAAGUCGUCUCAUUUGGCAUUUUGUUAAAGACUUUCUAGUGCAAAUCUUUAAAUAUGUGAGAUCCACAGUGGUGCAAGCCAUUUCAUUCCUUUAAUUACUGGUAUGACUUGGGGCUUGGGCUUGAAGGUGUCCAUCUGUGACCAAAUUCAGGGUUGGGAUAACUUGAAUUUGGCCUAUGGGGAGUUGUAAAGUGUCUGGGUCACAAUUGUAGCUUGACAGUGUCCAGCCACGAUUGUGACCCAGACAACUGCUUCUAUUUUUGUUGAUGUCAUGAUUUUUAUUGUGCCUUCUCUAUAUUAUAUUUUGGGUAAACCAUAAACUCUCUCCAGUUUGCCCCCAAACAAAGCCACAAAUCUUGCUUCAAGUCUGUUUCCAGGUUUACUUGUGCAUUUGAAUGGGGUCACAUAAUACUUGUUUGAAUUUUGAUAAUAUUUAGUUAGCCAUGAAAGCACUUUUGUGUAUACUUCAUUACAUGUACAGCUUUGGCGAACCAUCAUGUUGUAAUAGGUAGUGCUUGAUGAGUGAAUUGGCUGGGAAUAUAUCUUAUUUGAUUUAUUCAAACUGUUGGAAAACACAAAGUUUGUACGGCUUAUUUUGUUUAAUUGCUAUUAAAAAAAGGAUCUUUAUUUUCCAUCUUCGAUGGGCAUUAAGAGAGAUGCUUUUGAACAGGUUUAGUGGAACACUUUGUUGAACUGGAACGUAGCAACUACAAUGUUGUAGUGUACAGAUCAAAUGCUAAAUAGAUUUGAUGAGUUCUGAUGUGAAUAAUAUUCCUGGCCGUUAUCUGUGAAAUAUUUUUGCCUAAUACCCAAAUAAAAAAAUAAAUAUGGACACAAAGAGAAA
This is a messenger RNA of Acanthaster planci (crown-of-thorns starfish), 4838 nucleotides long. RefSeq names its product mitogen-activated protein kinase 14A-like. NCBI's taxonomy places the organism in Eukaryota, Metazoa, Echinodermata, Asteroidea, Valvatida, Acanthasteridae. Gene Ontology annotation, molecular function: MAP kinase activity; ATP binding. Gene Ontology annotation, biological process: protein phosphorylation. The record is from RefSeq and is a predicted model, not a curated record.